UUAAAUGCCUUCAUGAUGAGACAACCGCCUUUCCAUGUAAUUUGAAUGUAGCUAGUGCUGGUGGUAACGUUACAACACCAUUACAACAGCAUUAUUUGUCCGUUGUUUCUAAAUGCUUAAAAAGGUAGCUAGUGACCAAAUAUACUAGCUAAGUGUGUGAAAGAAUAGCUAGACCGUAGCUUCUAGUCGUCUAGCCAAAGCAAAUUUGCAGACUUCUUGGGAUUUUCCUUCGCUGUGGUUAGUCACCUUGACGAUUUACUUUAGCUAGCUAGCUAACAUUAGCUAUUACAUUUGCAGUCAGAGAAACAUCAUGGCUAAACAGAAGAAAGGACAGAAGAGUUCAAUUGAUGAUAUGUUAGGAGACCUGUUGGGAGAUGAUGAUUUCCCAGUGAAGGCCAAAGCUCUGGCCCGUGAAGCAGGCAGACUAGGACCUUCUCUACCAUCACACAGUGGAAAACGCUCACUAUUGGGUGACGACGACUUCUUCAGCAAACUGGCUGAGGAAGCUGAAAAUGAUGAGGGCUCUGAUGUUUCUGAGGCUGAUCCCACAGCCUUACUGGAGAGCAUGAAGGACAUAGAUGAUAUGGACGCUGAUCUCUUUGGAUCAAAGAAAAAGCCCAGUUCAGCCCCAGCUCAGAGUAAAGGCUCCGGCAUUGGAGGACCUACGAAAAAUCCUCCUAAAUCAGGAAACAAGUUAAAAGGAGGAAUCUCAGAUGAGCCAGACAUUGAGGAGAAGAAGCCAAGUUCUGCUCCUGCAUCGACAGCACGUGGCUACAAGAGGUUCAGCUUCACUAAUGAUGAUGAUGAUGUUCUUGCCCCAACAACUGACACAAAAGACUUUGAUGACCCUUUGGCUGACCUGUUAGAUGAUCUACCCAUAGAAGACAAAAAUGAGCCAAAAAUCACCAAAAAAGCUCCUCCAGAGAAAUCAGUGCUGCCCCCAGACUCCCCUAUCAUAAAGAAAAAAGAAACAGCCUCACCAGCUCCAGUUCCAAAAAAGCGGGACGAGCUUACGUUUGAUGAUGACGAGGAUGACCUAAUGAAUGCAUUGGGGUUUGGGGAGAGUCCCAAAGAGAGCCCUAAGAAGAAUGAGACCGUGUACAUACCAAAGAAUGAGAGCAGCAGUGAGCUCCCUCAAAGAGCACGCACCAGGCUAGAUGAGAUUCUGGGGCGUGGGACUUCCCCUCGCCUUCUGGAGCGCCCUCCAACAGGGGAGAGGAAGGACCCUCCGCAGCAGCAGGAAAAGCAGAAGCAUCAUCAGGAGACCCCCACUACUAAAGACCCCUUCCUAGAAGAAGACCUGACGUUUGGUUCCUAUCAACCUACACUGGUCACUACACCGGAGGGACGCCACUCACGCAGACAGUCGGUCAGAUUCUCCACUGAGGACAACAGUGCCUUUUCUCCUGAGAAGAAACCAAUACCCACCACGCUCACCCCUACCUUUCCCCGACCUGCUGCAGACUGGCUGGGGCUCUCGCAGGAUGAUGAGGAAGAGCCCCCGCCUGUACCAGAACCCUUGAAGACCCCCUCCUCUUCGUCAGUGGGAAGCAAACCCUCCUCUUCUGGCAACCACAUUCCACAGCCAUCGACAGAGACUCCAAACACCUCCUUCAAAUACUCCAAACCAGUAGGACCCAGUGUAGAGGUCUCUGCAAGCCAAAAGCAUGAAGAUGAUUGGCUAUCAGGGGCAUUGAGCAGGAAGAAGACUCAAUCAUCCACACGGUCAGAGGAAAAGAGGACAACCCAGGAAGACUUUCUGGGGUUUGGAGACGAGGUGGAUCUGGAGUCGUUUCUCAGCAAACAUGGUUCUUCACCAGCUUCCAGGAGGAAAGAUGCAUCCACCCCCAACAAGGAACCAGGAGAUUCUCCUCUGCCCAGGGAGCCCUCCCACAGACAGCCCAGCCCUACUGCUCAUUCUACCCCAGUGAGUGAGGACCAGUUCAGGCCUGUGCCACAGCAAAGCCAGAUGCAGAACACUGCACCUGUUGUCCAACCACAGGUGUCUCUUUCAGCCAACAGUUUGCAACAACUCUUGCUACAACAGCAGUUGGAGUCCCAGCUGCUGGGGUUAGGGGGAGCUGUGGAUGUAGCUGGGCUGCAGAGACAGAAGAGAGACACUGAGAAGCAGAAUGGACAUCUAGCUUUACAGGCCCGCAUCAUCAAACUGGAGGGACAGGUGAGAUCUCUACAGCAGGAGCUAGACCAGAACCAGAUCUUGCUGGAGAGUGUUCAGCAGAGACACAAGCAGGACACUGAGCUCAUGGAGAACACACAUAGGGCUCGUGUGAAGCUGCUUGACGAUUCCGCGGCACAGCGAGAAGCACGGGCACGACAGGAAUGCGAGGACCUAGCAGAGCGCUUAGCCACCAUCACACGUAUAGCUGAACAGGAGCGUAUGGAGCUGCAGGAAAAGCACCAGCGCAGACUGGCCCAAACCCAGCAGGACAGAGACCGAGAGGUGGAGCGACUCAGAGACCUACAGAGGAAGUCUAUUUUGGAGAUGAAGAAAGACCACGAGGAUCAGGUCCAGAGACUGAAGAGAUUGAAGGAUGAGGAGAUUGAUGCAGUGACCAGUGCCACAUCACAAACCAGGUCCCUGACAGUGGUGAUUGAGCAGAUGGAGAAUUUCUCCCACAGGCUGGGGGACCUUUCAUCUCGGGUGGAGAGCACCCAUGAGAACACAGCCCAGGGGCUGGAGCAGGGGGCACGGCAGAGAGACGAACAGCUCCGAGUGAUGCAGGACCGUCUGGGCCAGCAGCAGAGGGCCAUGGCAGAGGAGAGAACAAGGCUCAAAGAAGUCAUCGCCAAGAUGGACACCCAGCUGGCUGAGCAGCAGAGGCAACUAGAGAAGGAGCGCUGGAGAGUGAAUGCAGAGCAGGCUAAGGCCGACUCAUCUCAGAGAGGCCUGGACGAGGAGAGACGCUCUCUAACUCAGCACAUCAGCAUGGAGAGAGAGGAGCUGGAGAGGGCAAAAAGUGCCCUGUUGGAGGAGCAGCAGCAGGUAAUGCAGCGCUGUGCAGAGGAGAGAAGGAAGCUGGCGGCUGAGUGGACCCAGUUCCACACCCAGGAGAAGCAGAGGCAGGACCGAGCAGAGCGGGAGGCCAGCCGGGCGCUGGAGAGGGAUGCUCACAGAGAGGGCUCCAUCAUCAGCAUGGCGCAGGAACAGGUGGACCUGAAGCUGCGUGCUGGGGAGCUAAAGCAGCAUGAGGCAGCUGUAGCACGGGAGAGGGAGGCUCUGGAGAGACAGAGGGAGGAACUGGACAGGGAAAAGGAGAGGCUGAGUGGUACAGGCCUGCAGCUGAAGACACGUGCCCAGGAGGUAGAGGCCUUCAGCAAGCUGGCAUCAGAAAAAUAUAAUGAGGGGGAGAUGGCCCUACAGGAGUCGAGACAGGUGGAGACUGAGCACCAGACCAGGCUGAGGAACAUCCACUCCCAGAUGGAGAGACUGAGACAGCAGGAACAGCAUCUCCAUCAGGAGAGAAUGAAUAUGACUGAGCAGCGUAGGGAAAUGGAGGCACUCAAGCACAGCCUUCCAAUCACUCCUUUCCCUCAAUCUAUGGCCCCUAUAUUCACAGACUUCAGACCAGUGUUGGCAGUACCUCAGAUGGCCUCCACCAAGGCUGUUCGCCAGCCCCCACCCCUGGUCUCUAAUCCGGAUUCAACAGAGCUCCAGGCCAGAUUGGCCCUGCUCAGGCACACAGCAGAGAAGGAUCGUGACUUUCUGCAGGACGAGCAGUUCUUCCUGGACACACUCAAGAAAGCACCUUACAAUUCAGCCUUUCACACUGAUUAACUGUGGGGCUUAAAGCCCUGUGACUUUCUGGUAUUAAGUACACCAUUAAAACUUGACAUUCUCUAA
Oncorhynchus nerka (sockeye salmon) is the source of this 3862-nucleotide messenger RNA. RefSeq names its product fas-binding factor 1 homolog. The transcript is spliced from 30 exons. Gene Ontology annotation, biological process: establishment of epithelial cell polarity; cilium assembly. NCBI's taxonomy places the organism in Eukaryota, Metazoa, Chordata, Actinopteri, Salmoniformes, Salmonidae. The coding region runs from base 311 to 3796 and encodes 1161 amino acids. The record is from RefSeq and is a predicted model, not a curated record. Gene Ontology annotation, cellular component: centriole; ciliary transition fiber; ciliary basal body.